AUGACUCAAAAAGCGAUGACAUCAAUGGCAACAGCUCAGAAAGCGAUGAUGGUUGAUCAAACAGUUUGUGAUUUGACCAAAUUAAUUAAAAUUGGUCAAAAUAACUCUAUAAAACUUAAAUCGGUGGUGCAAAGUCAAGAAAGACUAGAAGUUAUGUUGAUUGAACAAAAUGGUUAUAUUGCAACAAUAAUGUCAAAGUUGGAAAAACUAGAUAUUCUAAAUAUAAUAUCAACUGAAGUCAAAGUGAAAGGCGGAAAAGGCAAAAGAAAAAAUAAAGAAGAAUUUUAUCAAAGUGGAAAAUUAUGUUCAGCGCUUCUUCAUGCAAAUCACGUAAAGAAAGGUUAUUACAUAAGAAGAUUAAAGAAGAGUCUAUAG
Molecule: messenger RNA, 375 nt
Organism: Funneliformis geosporum
Lineage: Eukaryota; Fungi; Glomeromycota; Glomeromycetes; Glomerales; Glomeraceae
Source: the annotation of a GenBank genome assembly